Messenger RNA from Fusarium vanettenii 77-13-4, 1683 nucleotides. RefSeq lists its product as uncharacterized. The coding region runs from base 1 to 1683 and encodes 560 amino acids. The transcript is spliced from 2 exons. Lineage: Eukaryota; Fungi; Ascomycota; Sordariomycetes; Hypocreales; Nectriaceae. Gene Ontology annotation, cellular component: cytoplasm. The record is from RefSeq and is a predicted model, not a curated record. Gene Ontology annotation, biological process: regulation of nitrogen utilization; mitochondria-nucleus signaling pathway; negative regulation of transcription by RNA polymerase II.
AUGCCCUAUCGACUGGAUACACACGUUUUGACUGUGGAUGCAAACGUCAUUCACAAGGUCGACACUGGCAAUCCCGCCAACCUCUAUAGCAUGUGGACGGUCUUCUCUCGAUGCGCAGACUCCGUUGAGCAAGGCCGAAGACUCGAGAACCUUAGCUGGCGUCUAUGGCAGCGAGAAACCUUUGUUGUCGACAACGAGGAAAAGACCACACAGACCCUUCCCCAGAACAUUCCCUCCGAGACACGGAUACCCGAUCUUCCCCAACUCUCUGGCAGCGUCGAGUCCCUUGUAGAUGAGGAGGCCGUCGACUUCACCUCUGUGUCUGCACCUCUCGAGAUCGCUCGCCCUCGCGUACGACGACAGGACUCGUGCACCAGCACACGGAGCAAGCGCGAGCGUCACAUUAGCUCUGACGACUUUGAGAAGAUGAUUGUGUCCAUCGUCAAGGACAAGGGUCCUCUUUCUGCUCCUCCCCAGAUCGCCCCCGUCUCAAAAGACUCACUACCCGCGCCCCCACCCUUUGAGCGCUCUGGAUCUACCACGACCGAGUCGCAGUCACCUGCCAAGUCGACCACUGAGGUGUCCGAGGCCUCAGCCCAGUCCUCACCCCAGAGCCUUUCCCGUACCACGGUCGUCCGUGGCUUCUCGCCUUCCCAGAUGCCGAUUCCCCGAACCAUUGCCAUCACCGCCCAGUCCUCAUCAGACGCGAUCCCCGAGCCCACCUCGUCGCCUGCUGCCAAGCCUGUGCAGUCUAAGAAGCCCGCGCGGUUUGCGCUCGGUGGUUCUUGUUCAUCUAGCGAGCAGGACCAGAGCCUGGGCAACGGAAAGCCCGUCAUUCCCAUCAUCAAGAAGCCCAUGUUCCAAAUUGGAGGCUCAUCUGAAGAGGAUGGCUCCCUGAAGAGCGCACUGGCUUCGUCGCGACCCAGCUCGCUGCUGUCGCCCCGCAAGAAGCAGACCUCUUUUAGCAGCAAUGUCAUGACCCGAACCAUUGACGACGAGGCCGCCGUGGAUUCAGACACCGACUACAUUGACGAGAGCGCCAUCGAUGAUGACGAGGACUCGUCGGACUGGGAGGACUCUAUGGAGGAGAGUAACAAGUCUAGCAUGGACGACAAGUUUUUCCAGCGAGUCGACUCCAAACCUAACUUGACAUCACGCCGGUCUCUCAUUACUCUCAUGCUCGCUCAGAACGAUCGCGCGCGCACUCUGGGCAACCACGCGUCGCAAUCCACAUCUGCCAUUCCUCGAUCUCGCAUGGCCCAUGGACCUUCACUGGGCGCCUCUCCUAGCGACUCUGAUGAGGCCCCUCUUAUGAUGAAGGGCAUGCGCGGACCCGGUCUCAAGCCUAUCCAUGAGGUGCCUCGAUCUAAUGCUCAGCCCAUCAUGGUUGGUCCCAGCCACGUCCAGGCACAGGCUGCCCUGUCGCCUCGGACAACGCGCCGCAACAUGCUUGCCACUGAAUUGACCGAGUCUCUGCGCCGUCAUCUCCUCUGGGAGCGACAACAAAAGUCGUCGACGGCCAACGCGGUGCUCAAGCGAAGGCACACAUCACACGAUGUGGCCAACCUCAAGCAGUACCCUGAGAAGCCAUGCAUGAAGAAGAGCGAGGACGUGAACGCGAGCAGCUGGAACCAAUACUUUUCCAAGGAAGCCAGCGACGGAUACCACUCCAAGGGGUGGUGA